Messenger RNA from Debaryomyces fabryi, 1917 nucleotides. Its product is annotated as TFIIH/NER complex subunit. Gene Ontology annotation, cellular component: transcription factor TFIIH holo complex; transcription factor TFIIH core complex. The transcript has a single exon. Lineage: Eukaryota; Fungi; Ascomycota; Pichiomycetes; Serinales; Debaryomycetaceae. The coding region runs from base 1 to 1917 and encodes 638 amino acids. The record is from RefSeq and is a predicted model, not a curated record. Gene Ontology annotation, biological process: transcription by RNA polymerase II; nucleotide-excision repair; transcription by RNA polymerase I.
AUGUCUUCGAUAUCUGGUGCCUGUAUGGUAUCGAAGAUCUCAGGUAUGAUUCAUAUCAGAGAAGAUACUACUCCGCUGGUCCUAGAAUGGAAUGCAAUAGAUCAACUGAAAUCAAUAUCGAUUCCUUUGAAUUCAUUAACUAAUCUAAGAGCUUCUAAAGAAACAGUACCCAAGAUGAUAUUGCUGGUUUCGUACAAGUUAAACAAUGAAGAUAAAGAGCUAAGACUUACCUUCACUAAUAGGCCUACAAUGAACAAUAUUAAAGAGUCUCUACAAACCAUUGUUGCUAGACAGAAAACAGUCAUCAAAGACAGUCCUACUCCAGUACCCAGCUCAAGUGCUCCAGGAACCCCAGUACCUCUGUCAAGUGCUAAUUCUGGUAGUUCUACAUCAACGUCAAAUCUGAUGUCAUUCACUAAUCCCCAAUCAUUAAGUGAUCAGAGUCUUUUAAAAAAUCAUCAAUUACAACAGAAAUUACUAUUGGAAGAUAAAAACUUGAGAAACACAUUCACCCAGUCUGUCAUUAACUUCAAGUUAUCGCCAAAUGUGUUUUGGCUGACAAGAUUGAACCAAUUAAGAACAUAUGCAUUAACUAUAUCCCAACAGAAAGGUCCGUACAAUGUACUAUCGACAAUUAAGCCCGUAGCAUCAUCAGACAAUCAAGUGAAUGUCAAUGUAACUAGAGAUACUAUAAAUGAAAUAUUCUCUACUUACCCGAUAAUUAAAAAGGCAUUCGACGAUUUAGUUCCAGCGAAAUUUCCAGAGGGAGAAUUUUGGUCAAGGUUCUUUAACUCUAAAUUGUUUAGACGGUUGAGAGGUGAUAAGAUCAAUACGUCUAACGAAAGGGGUGAUUUUGUAUUAGAUAAAUACUUAUACAUCGAUCUGGAUUUCCUUGAGAAUGAGGUGAAUGAUGAGUCAAAUAAGAAAAUUAAGUUGCAGGAUGAAGUACAAGUCAAUAAGUUUUUGGAUCUUUUAGGAAAUGAAGAGGACAACUCUCAAAAGUUAGGAAAUAUGCCCGAUAUAACUAUGAGAUACUCAGAUGAUGUGAGUAAGCAAAAUGCAUUAUUAAAUCCAACUGUGCGAGGUAAAACUCCGCAAAAGGGACAGGAGAAUGAAAUGAUCAUUCUUAUGAAGAAUAUGAACAAAUUAUCAUCCAAAAUGGUACAUAUGAGUGGAGCAGCUGAAAGUCAUAAAACUCAGGAGGGUGGCCUAUCGGUAGCAGAAGUGAACGAAUAUGAAGAAGAAUUAAAUCUACACGAUUUAAAUGAAAUAGAAGACUUGAAGUACGUUGAACUUAAUAUCAAUACCAAAAGCAACAGUAUGUUUGUCGACUCUCAAGAAGAUAGUAUACAGAAUGUGUCUCCGGAAGAGUUGUCAUCGUUCUUGUCUGGAAACUCGUUCCAACCACAGGUCAACGGCAUUAAUCUUACUGAAACGUAUUCUUCUAAAAAGGACGAAAUAAAUAAAUCUGCUAGUGAUAUAACAACUUUGAUCAAGCAAAAUUCCAGAACUUUCAAAUUGAUAAAUCAGUCAUCCAAGGAAUCCAAUGAGAACUCAAUCGUACCUGAAUCCAUGAUUCAAGAAAUCAUAACAUACAAUAUUACAAUCAUGGAAUUUUUAUCUCAAUUUUGGAAAUUGUUCUUAAACGGCACUAACCCAAAUCAAUUAAAGAAGAUAUUUACAAGUUUAAAGAAUUGUAAAAUCUCCUUGAAUCAAUUAUCAGAGAAAAUUACUAGUACGAUUAAUAAUAGUACUUUAAUUCAAGAUAAACCAAAGUUGAAAGAAAAGUUAUGCAAAGACUUAGCAACAUGCAUUAGCCCGCUUCAAAAUGGUCUUGAUAAAGCAUGCAGUGAUUACAUUAAAGCUGUGAGACUGUCUUCAGAAACAAACGAAAAUGGAAAAAGAUCACUAGAAUAA